Paramecium sonneborni is the source of this 729-nucleotide messenger RNA. The record is from the annotation of a GenBank genome assembly. NCBI's taxonomy places the organism in Eukaryota, Ciliophora, Oligohymenophorea, Peniculida, Parameciidae.
GAAGAGAAAAUUAACAAAAGGAGAAAAACUUAGAUUUGGUGAAGGAGUUAUUAGAGUAUUAGGCAUAGUAAAAUAUUUUAGCAAGAUCGAGAGUUUAUGACCCUCAAAAAAGAACAGUGCACAAACUUGAUGUUGUAACUAAGGGGCAAAAUCAUUGAGUUAUGAAUUUCUGUAUGAAUAUUGUGAUAUUGAUAAAGUGGUAUGUUGAAUAAAUGGAGCAUAGGUUGCUGGUUUGAAAUAAAUUCACUAUGGAUUCAAAUGAUUCAAUAGUAAAGAACCUUAUACUGUUUUUUUAGUGAUCGGCUACCUGAUGGAGUAAGAAGGCAAUAGAUCUAUACAUGCAUCAGAUAAAUCAUAAUCUAUUAAUAUAUCAAAAGGUUGAUGAUUGGACUGACCAAUUCUGAAGCUCAUUAUGAAAAUUUAACCAUUCCUAAAUCUUAUUAAUAAAAAGAUUUAAACAGUAUUUCAAUUCCUCAAUUUAAUUACUAUCCUCUGCACAAGCUUUCUAAAUUAAUUCAGCAAGAUAUUCUCUCAGCAAUUUAAACCAAGAAAACAUUCAGCAUCUGGUAAUUCACUUUAUAAUUCCCCAUCUUUCAAAUAAAAUCAACCAAUAAUAAUAUUCUGAGAAAUCCAUAUUAUACAUUCAUUUUCAAAAAUAAUCCUAGACUCUUGAAAAACCAUUUCUUUAAUGUAUGUAAAUUUUUGAUCCUAUGAUUAGUCUCAUCUUGA